AUGCAUCCGCGAAGCGUCAUCGUCCCCGGCCUCCUGGCCCCGCUGGCCGCCGCCUUACCUACCAGUAUCCCCGAGGAGCAGACAAGCGACGCCCAGUGCGGCUCAGGCGCUUGCUCGAGCUUCCCCGGGUCGGGCACUGGCUACACUGGCGGCAACACUGGCUACCCUGGCGGCGGCUUCCCUGGCGGCGACAUUGGCUACCCCGGCGGCGGCUUCCCCGGCGGCGACAUUGGCUACCCUGGCGGUGGUUUCCCUGGUGGCAACACUGGCUACCCUGGCGGCGGCUUCCCCGGCGGCGACAUUGGCUACCCUGGCGGUGGUUUCCCUGGUGGCAACACCGGCUACCCUGGUGGUAGCUUCCCUGGAGGCAACACUGGCUACCCCGGCGGCGGCUUCCCCGGCGGCGACAUUGGCUACCCUGGCAGUAGUUUCACUGGCGGCAAUAUUGGCUACCCCGGCGGUGGCAUUGGCUAUCCCGGUGGCAAGGGCUAUUCCGGCGGCUAUAGCUAUAGCUACGAUUAUGAGGAAACGCAGUACCUGACCGGGCUUGGCUGUCCUCCGGAGGGUCUGCCCCCCCUUCAUCAGCUCGGCUAUUCAUUCCAGGAUCUUCAGUAUUUUAUCGAGAUCGGCUAUCGCCCCCAGGACUUCGGGUAUAUCGGGGAGCUGGGUUAUCCUCCCACCAACCUUCGAUACUUGGCGAACCAAGGCUACUUCCCCGAUGACCUCCGCUUCCUCACUGGGCAAGGGUUUGUUCCUGAUGAUCUUCUGUUCCUGUCGCAGCGAGGCUGCCCUCUUCAGGAUCUGCGCCGCUUCGCCGAGCUCGGCUGUCCUCCCCAGGAUAUUCGCUAUUUGGCCGAGAUGGGCUAUUUCCCUCAGGAUAUCCAGUACUUGACCGAAUUCGACUAUCUCCCCAAUGGCCUGCAAUAUCUGAUGGAUCUCAGCUGCGGUGCUGAGGAUUUCCGCUUCUUGGCUGAGAUGGGUUAUCGUCCCCAGAAUUUCGAGUAUCUAGUCGAGCAGGGCUACCACCACGAGGUUAUCCAGUACCUUGUUCAGCAACGCUACCCUCCCACUCGUCUUCAGGAUCUCGCUGGGCCCGGCUCCCUCUUUGGCGGUCUGAGCGGACCCGGCUCCCCUCUCGGUGGCGGCCUGAACGGACCCGGCUCCCCUCUCGGUGGCGGCCUGAACGGACUCGGCUCCCCUCUCGGUGGCGGCCUGAACGGACUCGGCUCCCCUCUCGGUGGCGGCCUGAACGGACUCGGCUCCCCUCUCGGUGGCGGCCUGAACGGACUCGGCUCCCCCCUCGACGGCGAACUCGGCUCUCCCCUCGGCGGCGAAUUCGGCUCUCCCAUCGGCGGCGGAGUCGGCUCCCCCCUCGGCAGUGGAUUCGGCUCUCCCCUCAGCGGUGAAUUCGGCUCUCCCCUCGGCGGCGAACCCGGGUCCCCUCUCGGUGGCGGCCUGAAUGGACUCGGCUCCCCUCUCGGCAGCGGAUUCGGCUCUCCCCUCGGCAGUGGAUUCGGCUCUCCCCUCAGCGGUGAAUUCGGCUCUCCCAUCGGCGGCAGACCCGGGUCCCAUCUCGGUGGCGGCCUGAACGGAGUCGGCUCCCCCCUCGGCAGCGGAGUCGGCUCUCCCCUCGGCGGCGAACCCGGCUCCAAUCUCGGUGGCGGCCUGAACGGACCCGGCUUCCCCCUCGGCGGCCUGGACGGACCCGGUUUCGGUGAAGGGAAACUAGCCGCGCCCGGCCACCCUCCCGAGGAUAUGCCUGGGCUACGCUAUCCUCCUGAGGACAGGGGUGGCUUUCGCCACGGCGGAAAUCACGCUUGCUCGGGCAAUACGGCUACAACGCGCUCGGAAUGGUGCGGCUCCUUCUCCAUUGACACCGAUUACACCUCUCAGGCACCCGAUACGGGGGUGACGAGAGAAUACUGGCUGGACAUUUCGGAUGUGAUUAUUGCUCCCGAUGGCGUGCCACGAACCGCGAUGGCGGUCAACGGUAGCAUGCCUGGUCCAACCAUCUUUGCCGACUGGGGUGAUACGGUCAUUGUUCACGUUACCAACUCUCUUUACACUUCCAAGAAUGGAACCAGCAUUCACUUCCACGGCAUACGACAACUCUUUACCAACCAGAACGAUGGUGUUCCGUCCAUUACCGAGUGCCCUACUGCAGUCGGGAAAUCGACCACAUAUACCUGGAGGGCCCUUCAAUACGGCUCUACAUGGUACCACUCUCAUUUUGCACUUCAGGCGUGGCAGGGCGUCUUUGGCGGUAUCGUCAUCAACGGCCCAGCCACGUCCAACUACGACGAGGACCUUGGUGUCGUCUUUCUAAACGACUGGGACCAUCAAACUGUAGAUGAACUCUACAGCACCGCUGAGACACAGGGUCCGCCUCCUCUCGCAAAUGCUCUCAUCAAUGGUACCAACGUUUUCAACGACAGCGGCCAACACCUUAACAUUCCUUUUACUCGUGGGAAGUCGCAUCGAUUGCGACUCGUCAAUGCUGCAGUUGAUACUCAUUUCAAGUUCACAAUCGACAAUCACCGGAUGACCGUCAUUGCUACCGACCUAGUCCCUAUUCGGCCUUACACAACAAACGUUCUCAACAUUGGAAUAGGGCAGCGCUACGAUGUCAUCGUCUCGGCAGACCAGGCUCACGUGGCUGAGAACUUUUGGAUGCGGGCCAUCCCUCAGUCUUCUUGUUCCAAUGUCAAUAACUCGGACAAUGUGCGCGCCGUCGUGCAUUACGGAGAACGUCCCUCAACGCCGUCUACACUGGGCUACAGCUUUACCGACUCUUGCGAUGACGAAAAAAACCUAUCCCCUCAUAUCACCAAAGACCUGACCCCCACCCAAAUUACGACUUCAGAGUUUGUCAAUCUCACAACCGUUGAAGGCCUCUUCAAAUGGUCGUUGAACUCUACCUCCAUGGUUGUGGACUGGCGGAACCCAACUUUGCAACAAAUUCAGAGCGGUGUCAACUCUUUCAGCCAGUCCAACGCAGUCAUUCGUCUUCCCGCGGCCAAUCAACUCUUCUCCAUGGUAAUUGAGACGACCUUGGCUAUACCGCAUCCAAUUCAUCUGCACGGCCACGACUUCUUCGUUCUUUCUCAAGGAACCGGUAACUAUUCGGCUGAGACGCCCCUGACAUGGAGAAACCCGCCCAGGCGAGAUACUGCCAUGCUCCCAGGAAACGGGUUUCUGGUGAUUGCGUUUGAGACCGACAACCCAGGCGCUUGGCUGAUGCAUUGCCACAUUGGGUGGCACACCAGCGAAGGCUUUGCCUUACAGUUCGUCGAGCGAGAGGACGAAAUUGCAGGUUUGACGAAUGGAAAGACUCUAGAUUCGCAAUGUCGCGCCUGGAAUGACUUUCAAGAUGCAUUCAAUAUUGAGCAAGAGGACUCUGGCGUAUAG
This is a messenger RNA of Hirsutella rhossiliensis, 3408 nucleotides long. RefSeq names its product multicopper oxidase domain-containing protein. The record is from RefSeq and is a predicted model, not a curated record. The transcript has 4 exons. The coding region runs from base 1 to 3408 and encodes 1135 amino acids. Gene Ontology annotation, molecular function: copper ion binding; oxidoreductase activity. NCBI's taxonomy places the organism in Eukaryota, Fungi, Ascomycota, Sordariomycetes, Hypocreales, Ophiocordycipitaceae.